UUAAUUAAUUAUAAUCCAGAAUUUAAACAUAUUUUCAGAGGGUCGUACGACUGUAAAAUAAGUAAUUUGAAAAAUGGUGCAUUUGCAAGACUUUCAAAGCUUCAGACAUUAUCAUUGAUUGGAAAUACAAUUGAAAACAUCGAGACUGGGGUUUUUAAUAACUUAACGAGUUUGGAGAAUUUAUUCUUGAGUUCCAACCAAAUUCAUAAGCUCGAUUUUGUACAAUUUAAGGGAUUAACAAGCCUGAAUAUACUAACGUUGGACAACAAUGAAAUAAGUAAUUUGAGAAAUGGUGCAUUUGCAAACCUUUCGAAGCUUCAGUCAUUAUCAUUGAUUGGAAAUACAAUUGAAAACAUCGAGACUGAGGUUUUUAAUAACUUAACGAGUUUGUUGUCCUUAUCCUUGAAACAGAACAAAAUCCAUAAGCUCGAUUUGGAAAUGUUUAAGGGACUUAUAAAACUGGAUACACUGGAUUUGAACCAGAAUCUGAUAAGAAACAUUGCACCUGGAACAUUCGAUUCAUUAACGUCGUUGAGUGUUUUAACGUUGAGCGGAAAUAAAAUAAGUAAUUUGAGAAAUGGUGCAUUUGCAAACCUUUCGAAUCUUCAGACAUUAGUUUUGAGUGGAAAUGAGAUGGAAAACAUCGAGUCUGGGGUUUUUAAUAACUUAACGAGUUUGAAAUACUUAUUCUUGGGCUACAACAAAAUUCAUAAGCUCGAUUUGGUAAUGUUUAAGGGACUAACAAGACUGAAUUUACUGGAUUUAUGCUACAAUAUGAUAAGAAAUAUUCCACCUGGGAUAUUCGAUCCAUUAACGUCGUUGAGUCUUUUAAAACUUCAACAUAACCCGUUGACGUGCGAUUGCAAUAUUCUGUUGUUUGUAAACGCGCUGAAGAAAAAUUUCCCCCAACUAGAUGUUUUCGGGGAGUACAAUCCGUCGUGCCAUUUUCCAGUAGAAAUGCGCGAAAAAUCGUUGAAAGAAUUAACCGAAAACGAUUUUCAUUGUACGCCUCCGGAUGUAACCGUGGUACCAGAGAACAAGACGGUGUCGGUAGGUGAAGAGUUACAACUCUCGUGCAAAGCCGUAGGAGACCCGGAACCUUUGAUAACGUGGGCCAAAGACGACAUUUAUCUAGAACUUGGCCAAAGAGUUCAGGUAUUUCAAAAUAAUACAUUGAUUAUAUCUAAAGUGGAAAGAACGGAUGGCGGUCAAUAUAAGUGCGUGGCGUCCAAUUAUCUUGGACGAAAAUCUUUUGAGGCGAUGGUUAACGUAAACGUGAAAUACGAUAGUUUUAAAGACACUGUACAACAUCACUCCUUUCAAACCUGGCAAAACUGCGACUAUUGCUGCAUUAAGUUACCUUAAAUCUAUCAUACUUUAUUAAAUGUAAUUCUUUAAAUUGUAAUUAUUACUAGUUUUAGUGUAUUAGUGUGUACUGUGUUAUUACUGUUAUUUUGUUUCGAUAAUUUAUAUACUUGUUGAGAAAUUAUAUACUACACUAUUGUGUAAUAUAUGAAGCUAAAUACAAUCAUUCAAUGUAUUAUA
Acyrthosiphon pisum (pea aphid) is the source of this 1545-nucleotide messenger RNA. Its product is annotated as peroxidasin homolog. The transcript has 12 exons. Bases 439 to 1365 code for a protein of 308 amino acids. NCBI's taxonomy places the organism in Eukaryota, Metazoa, Arthropoda, Insecta, Hemiptera, Aphididae. The record is from RefSeq and is a predicted model, not a curated record. Gene Ontology annotation, molecular function: protein binding.